GGAUAAGUGGAGGUCAGUGCCACGGAUCAGGUGAACUGAAAGUGCACAGUGCUCAGCCUCAACAGAGCUGAGGCUAGACAUAUUUUCUAGUCCUGCCUCCUCCUCCUUUACAUAGACGAGACAGCGUACCUGUAGUCAUUCACCUUGCUACUCCCGUGGCUUCGCGUAACACUACUCGGUAAGCAAAGGGAGCAUUGGAUUGAGAUAAAAGACAGGGGAUACAAGAUAAAAGACAGGGGAUACAAGGUGCGCGGUUAGGGGACGCUAGCUGUAGGCCUAUUGAUGAAUCCUGCUAUGAGUCAAGUUCAAAAACCGUCAAAUUGAGAGAAUCUUACAAGAUGGCAAAGUCCUCGGAACAGUUUGAUGACCCCGACUGUGUUUGUUCCUUCGGUAUGAAGUUAACGUGGGAUAUCAACGACCCAAAACUGCCUCAGGACGCAAAGCAGUAUGACGCUUUUCAGGAGUGGACGGAUGGUUAUGUGCGUUACAUCUACAAUGGCGAGGACAAGAACGCACAGCGCCACCUGAGCGGAUGGGCCAUGCGGAACACCAACAACCACAACUGUCAGAUUCUCAAGAAGUCCUGCCUGGGUGUCGUAGUAUGCGGUCGAAACUGCACGCUGGCUGAUGGAAGCAAACUCCAGCUCAGACCGGCGAUUUGCGACAAAGCACGACAAAAACAACAAAGUGGUUGUUCUCCAGAGAAGCUGUGCCCCAGCUGUAACUCUGCCCUGGAGCUGAUGCCAUGUAGAGGACACAGUGGCUACCCCGUCACCAACUUCUGGAGAAUAGAUGGAAAAGUCAUAUUCUUCCAGGCCAAGGGAGUCCAUGACCAUGCCAGACCGGAGAGUAAGUCUGAGACGGAGGCCCGGAGAAGUGCAGUGAAGAGGAAAAUGUCCUCUCCACACUUCUCCCAGAAGAGGAGGCUGAUAGAGUCAGAUACUGGGAGAUACCAUGACCUGGGUGCUCCUUUCCCCAACCUGCACCAGCUGUCCUGCAUGGAGGGCCCUGACCGCUUCAGCAUCAUCGCUGAGUCCAACUUCCCCUUCCAGAACCCUGAGCCCUACAAGACCCAGCACUACCCGCCCUUCCAGAAUCCUGAGCCCUACAAGUUUGCCUACGACUCCCAUGCCACCCUGGGUGAGGCCCCCUCCACACUCCAGAAGCCGGCCAACCACCGUCUGUACAUGCCCAGGCCUCCAUGUAGCUACGACUUUGCUGUGCCUGGCUAUUUAGGCUCUGGCUCCUACACAGCCCUCUACAAGGACCCCAGUAGCCACCAGGUAGAGGCCCCUGAGCCCAGCAAGGUGAGCUUAGGCCUGGGUACCAGCACCACCACACCCCACACUACCGGCACCCUCUCGGGCCAUGACCGCAGCAGCUACGACACUCCCAGCAGCAAGCAUCACGGCUGGAAGCAGAUCCUGGGCAAGGGGACAUACGGGGAGCGGGGUGAAUAUGGGCAGCUCCCUGGCAACGCCAACCACCACUACUACAACAGUGAGUAUCCAUGCAGGACCCUGACGGGCCCAGUGCCAGCCACGCCCGCCUCCCUGCAGACCAUCAUCACCACCACCACCAAGGUGUCCUACCAGCCCUGCCCCAAGCCAUCCGUGGUCAAAUACGGCGAUAACAUGUACGACGUUAAGGGCCUGCCCAACUGCAGCUCCUUGCUCGAGGACACCUCGCCCUCCUCCUACUCUGAUCUAAAGAUUACAGAAGAUUCAGGGGUCAUCAAAUCGGCGCUGUCGUACCAACCGGAAACCCUGCCAGCCAAAAUCGAGAGGGCAGAGAACUUUGACACUUACCGAUACAGCAACUACGCGUCCAACAGCUAUCCCGACAGGGUUUCUCAUCCGCUUAGGUAUGACGGAGUAGGGUACUAAUAGCUCACACCAACAGAUCAGAGAAUAGGGAGAUAUGACAGAGGAGUACAUUUGAUAGUUGUAACCUGUAUACAAAUGGUCAGAAAGAACACUUGGAACAGACUUAAUGACACCUUUUAUCAGGUUUGUGAAUAUCUAUUGUUAUUUAUAUAUUUGAGGUGUUGGAAUGCAUUUGGACUGCUAGUGAUGACAGUCAUCUAGGACAUUCACAACAUUUCCCAAUUUGCAUUUAAUGCAUAAGGAAAAGCCACAAAUGAGUUAUUAUGCAGGUUGACCUUUAUUGUCAUGAGUCUUGCCCUGGGGGCAGAACUGAACAGUUUCUGCUAGAUGGGCCAGCUGUAUGUCAAAAUUGACAAUAUCUUAAAAAUUCAUGAAAACAAAAAAUGUUGCUUUUUAGUCUUAAAGGGAUACUUUGGGAUUUUGGCAAGGAGGCCAUUUAUGUACUUCCCCAAAGUCAGAUUGACUCGUGGAUACCAUUUUUAUGUCUCUUGAGUCCAGUAUGAAGGAAGUUAGAGGUAGUUUUGUGAGCUAAUGCUAAAUAGUAUUAGCACAAUGACUGGAAGUCGAUGGGUAUCUGCUAGGCUCCAGGAUUAUCAGUGUGGUUAGGAUUAAGGUUAGGGUUAAAAUCAGAUUUUUUUACUUUGUGGCUGUGCCAGCUAGUGACCACUCUGCAGAGCUGCCUCCAGUACACAAGUCAUCCCAAUAAAUGCCAACCUGCUGUUAUUAUUGCCUUUGGAUAAAAUAAAAUAAAAUAAAUCAGUUUAUUGUGUUUGUAGAACAGGUAUUUUGUCUGUGUUACGUUAUAUUCCUAUGGCACUGGAAUAAAUGUUGUAUAGAUUGGGAUGAGCUACAAAAGCAUAAUGAAUGUGCUCUUGCUACCAGUGCAACUGUAGAUACAGUCUUGAACAGUACAGUCUCUGAACAUAAUUAUGUGACAUUAAAAUUCAAUAAGCUCCCACUAUAGAUUUGACACA
Molecule: messenger RNA, 2860 nt
Organism: Oncorhynchus tshawytscha (Chinook salmon)
Lineage: Eukaryota; Metazoa; Chordata; Actinopteri; Salmoniformes; Salmonidae
Product: chorion-specific transcription factor GCMb
Exons: 5
Coding region: 339-1886 (515 amino acids)
Biological process (GO): regulation of transcription by RNA polymerase II; gliogenesis
Cellular component (GO): nucleus
Molecular function (GO): DNA-binding transcription activator activity, RNA polymerase II-specific; RNA polymerase II cis-regulatory region sequence-specific DNA binding
Source: RefSeq, a predicted model, not a curated record